AUGGUCAUGGCGCCUCAGCCUUUGCGUGCCCCCGCUGGCCACGCGGCGUGCAGGUGCUCGGCCGCGCCGCUCUUCGGGAAGCGGGCGCCCCUCGUCGUCGCGUUCCCCCGCGCCGGUAGCGGCGGCGCCGUCGUCGUCUCGUGCUCGGCCGUGCAGGAGUCGUCCACCUCCACCACCGUUAGCAAGAAGAAGGAUGCUGCAGACGGUGCCAAGGAGGCCACAGCAGCGGCGGCGAAGCCGGCCGCGGCUGCCAAGCCAAAGAAGGCCGCGGCACUGCCGCUGCCGGAGAUGAUGCAGAAGGAGAUCAUCCCACCGCUGAAGGCUGCCUUGGAUGCGGAGGAGAACGUGUCCCAGGUCCAGCUCGCCUUCCAAAACAACACGCUAGAGGGGUCUUUCAUAAAGGAUGACGUCCCUUAUUAUUUUUGGGCCUUCUUUCCAAAAGGAGACCUCACAGGACCGAAGGGCUUUGCGCUAUCGUCCUACAGCAACGAAGUGAGCACCAUCGAGCCAUUCCUGAUCGACGAGAAGAGGAUAACGGCCAAGUACGUGGUUUUCUGGGUUUACAAGAGGCUGGCUGGGCAAGGCAUCCUUCCGGUCUGGAAGGAAGAGGAGGGGGAGGAGGAGGACGCGAAGUAG
Molecule: messenger RNA, 636 nt
Organism: Miscanthus lutarioriparius
Lineage: Eukaryota; Viridiplantae; Streptophyta; Magnoliopsida; Poales; Poaceae
Source: the annotation of a GenBank genome assembly